Lineus longissimus is the source of this 1131-nucleotide messenger RNA. Its product is annotated as probable G-protein coupled receptor 139. NCBI's taxonomy places the organism in Eukaryota, Metazoa, Nemertea, Pilidiophora, Heteronemertea, Lineidae. The record is from RefSeq and is a predicted model, not a curated record. Gene Ontology annotation, molecular function: G protein-coupled receptor activity. The transcript has a single exon. Gene Ontology annotation, biological process: G protein-coupled receptor signaling pathway. Gene Ontology annotation, cellular component: plasma membrane. The coding region runs from base 1 to 1131 and encodes 376 amino acids.
AUGGAACCGGAAGGGACUAGUGACACCAUGACUAUGGAACCGGAAAUAAAUGCCACGUGGAAUACGACAACCGUUCCCCCUUUUGUCAACGGGGACGUUAGGACAACUUUAGCAGACAGUGUUACCGAGUUAACGGCGUUCGCGGAAUAUAGGUCAGCAGUUGUCAUCAGAGUGCUCGGAACUAUUUUCAUUGCGGUGUUGGCCUCGAUUGGGAACCCUCUGUCCCUUGCUGUCCUCCGCAGUGUCCGAUUGAAACAUUCCACAACCAGUAUCUUGUUGUCCUAUCUUGCUGUCGUGGACCUGUUGUGUGUCUAUUUUGCAUUGGUGCCGCAAACGAUAAGCUACGCCACCGGCCAUUUUGUUCAACUCGCAUCAGAUUUUGGGUGUAGAUUCUUCUGGUUCGCGCCACUCUUCCUGACAGAAUUAUCCUCAUGGGUCCUGGUGCUGGUAUCUGUAGAAAGGGUCAUCGCAGUAUGGCUGCCAACGAAGUUAAAAACAUUGAGCACAACGAGAACGGCGGCCGGGUCACUUGCGGUUGUAACAAUUGUCUUGUUCGCCGUCAACACAAGAUACUUCUUCACGAAAAAGCUGAUCGGUGAUUCUUGUGUUCCGAAUCCGCCAUUUGCAGAUUUCGAGAAGUUUGGCUCAGUUUGGUUAGAUCGGAUGCUGUAUUGGGGCGUCCCCAUGAUAGCAAUGUUGGUUAGCAAUAUCGUCAUUUUUGCCAAAAUACGUCUGCUGAGGAGUAACGGGCAGCAGCAGACGGCAGGGCGUUUCAAAAACAAAACAAUCAUCAUGAUGACGAACACAUUUGCUUUCAUGGUUUGUACGACACCCUUGAUGUUUUUCAACAUCAUCUACGAAGGAUGGGACAACAACCCCAAGGAGAUCAAAGUAAAAUACGAGUUGGCCUACUCGGUGCUGCAGUUUUUUGCCUAUUUGAACCACGCCAUUAACUUCAUUCUGUAUUGCGCGGCGGGGAGCAGGUUUCGGGAAGAGUUUCAAUAUGUUGUGAUGAGGAAAUCGCGGGCCGUUUGGCCAGAAGCGACAUCGACAGUGAGUAUGCCGCGGCGCGCCAGGCUCGAGAGCCGGAUGGAGGUGGGUUUCAGGCUGGACACGGGGUUUGGUAGUUGA